Molecule: messenger RNA, 121 nt
Organism: Racocetra persica
Lineage: Eukaryota; Fungi; Glomeromycota; Glomeromycetes; Diversisporales; Gigasporaceae
Source: the annotation of a GenBank genome assembly
GCCAAUAUUAUCUCUAACACCAAUAUUGCCUCUAACACCAAUAAUAUUACUCUUAAAACCAAUGAUAUUAUUCCUGAAACCAAUAAUGACACCUUAUCAAAUAGCAGGCUUGUUCUUGCAA